AACACAUGUGCAUGAUCACGUCGUCUCCUGCUUGUGCAUCACCAACCUAACUUCAAGAAACUCCAACAACAUCUUUUGGAACAGAAAUAACUAAUCACAAUCCUGUGUGAUUACAAACAAGAUAACUAUUUAACCUGCCUUUGAAGAAGGAACGAGAAUGGUGUGUUUCUGUUUCUUGGUGGACCAAAAGAGGAAGAUGAAGGCAAGCAAACCAGCGGCGGGAACGUGUUCCCGAUGCGGUCGUGGUGCCAAAGUCGCUGACAUGAAGACUUCGACGAGGUUUUGCCUUGUACCUAUUUAUUGCAGAUCUUGGAGAGCCAUUGUCUGCAGCUUUUGCGGCUCUGUUCUUAAAACGUACCGGUGAUAUAUUUAUUUACAUGUUUAUUUAUAGCUCUCCUUUCCAAAAUUUUAAUCACGUUGUAUGUAAACUGGCUUGGUUUUUACAGUAAUUUGUGAAAUAACAAAAUUUG
Messenger RNA from Eruca vesicaria subsp. sativa (arugula), 470 nucleotides. Lineage: Eukaryota; Viridiplantae; Streptophyta; Magnoliopsida; Brassicales; Brassicaceae. The record is from the annotation of a GenBank genome assembly.